Messenger RNA from Ichthyophthirius multifiliis, 5199 nucleotides. RefSeq lists its product as hypothetical. Gene Ontology annotation, cellular component: vacuolar membrane. The transcript has 20 exons. The record is from RefSeq and is a predicted model, not a curated record. Gene Ontology annotation, molecular function: calcium ion binding. Gene Ontology annotation, biological process: protein localization to vacuole. NCBI's taxonomy places the organism in Eukaryota, Ciliophora, Oligohymenophorea, Hymenostomatida.
AUGGCCAAAUCUAUUCAAUCAGAAAUAUCAAAAGCAUCUGAAAGAACAUAAUAAAUAAUUAACGAAGUAUCAUUAAUGAAUAAUUCUAAAUUAUUUCAAUUAUAAGGAGUAAUAGAUCCAGAGAUAUUACAUAAUGUAUGGUUUUCAUUAGGAAAAUAUAUUUAAAGAUAAUUAUAAGUUGGAAGAUCAGUAAUUCUUCCCAAAUUCGGUUUAUUCACAUUUUCAUUUCCAGAUGUGAAUCUUCAGUGUACAACCAACGAAAACGUUAGAAAUCCUUAAAAUCGUGAACCUGUUUUUGCUAUAUCUAAAGAAUUCGCUUAGGGAUUAAAUCUAAAAAGCGCAGUAUAUAGAGAAACAGGUUUAAGACCGUUAGUAUUAAGCAGUACAUCGGGAAAAAUUUAAACGAUUAUUUGUUCUUUUAGUGAAAUUGCGAACAUUGCGAAAAUAGAAAGAGAUAUUGUUUAAUUAUCUAUAUAAAGAAUAAAAUAGAGAAUUGAAUAAACAGCAAAAUAAGUAUGUUUUUUUUAUUUUUAAAAUAUUCUUUUUUGUUUUGUUUAGUUAUAAGAAAAUUAAAGCCUUACUUUAGAAAUACCUUGUUUAGGAACUUUAAUUAUAAGAAAUGGGUUAUGUGCAGUUUAUUUUAAUGAUUUUUUAUGCAAUCAAUUAUUAGGAAUUUUUAAAUAAACUAUAGAAUAAAGAAAAAAUAAAUUAGAAAAUCAAGAAAAUUUGACAGAAGAAAAAUUGAAUGAAUUUAAUAAAAAAAAUUAUACGAAAAUUGAUGAAAAUGCAAAAGAAUGGCUUGCUAAAAAUCUUAAUAUUGAUAUAUAAAAAGAUUGGUAAUAAAAAACUAUAUAUUCGAAAACCCCUGAUGCUAUGUCUAAAAUUGAUUAAUAAUCAUAAUUUUAUAAAACUUAUUCAAAUACAUUACUAAAAGAUAAUGUAACAUAGAAAGCUUAUAAAUCUAAGAAAUAAGUAUAAGUGGAAGAAGAUAAAAAAGAAAACGAAAAUUAAUUAAAAGAUGAAAAUCAGAAAAUUGAAUUUCAAGAAAAUUAAAUUUUUAAAAAAUUCUAAAAAUUUAUUAGAAAUACACUUCUUAAUUCAGAUGAUAGUUUUAAUAAGCUUAUAAUAGCAAUAUUUGGUAAAAAAGGAAAUAAAAAUAGUAAAAUAGACAUAACAUAAUUUCAUGAAGCAUUAAAAAAAAUAGACUAUGAAUUCCAAAAUUCUGAAGUAGAAAUAUUAUUUAAAAAAAUAGACGAUAAAAAGGACAAUAUUAUUGAUUUUGAUGAAUGGAAAAAUCAUUUUUAAUUUUCUAAUAAUCCGAUCUAAUAUAUAAGAAAUUCAAUAGAAAAAAAUAACCUUACAUUAGAUGAUAUAUUUAAAAGAAUGGAGCUAUCACGUUAAGACUAAGAAUUAACCGAAAAUCAAGUUGUAAAUGGUUUAAAAAAGCUCCUUUGUUCUAGUAAAUAUGAAGCAGAGAGAAUUUGUAAAAAAUAUAUAUUACCUGAUGAUUAAAAAUCCAUAUAAUUAAAUAAAUUUAUAAAUUUAUUAAUAAAAUCAACAAAUAAUGGGAUAAUUUAGUCUUCAUAACAAGAAGACGUGCCAGAUGAAUGGUUGAUUUAAAUGUACAAAAAAAUAAAAAAAUAAUUAAUGAAUAGCGAUGACCCUUAAUCUUUAUUAAAUAAAUUUUAUUAAAUGGAUUAAUAAAAUAAAGGAUGUUUGGAUAUUGCGAAUUUCAAGACUUGUCUAUUGUAAUGUGGAUUAAAUUUAAGUUUAAAAGAAAUUGAUAAAAUUGGAAGGUUUAUUGAUAAAAUUGAAGGCACUUAGAAUAUUGACUAUUCUGCUUUUAUUUAAAAAAUCGAUAGUUCUUUGAAAAUUUCUAAUGCUCAUUAAGGAUUAUAGUAUAUUGCUGAGUCUCUUAUUUCUUAUAUCAAGCUUUAUUGUUAGAAUGAUGUGUAGAAAUUCAUAAAUUAAAUUAAUGCUAAUAAAAAAUAAAUAUCUAUUAGUAAUUUUAUUAAAAAUACAUAGAAUAGUAUAUUCUAUAAAAAUCCUGAUUAAAUUUAAAUAUAUGCAGAAGUUAUUGAUAUUGAUAAGGAUGGAUUUAUUGAUAAAUAUGAUCUGGAAACUUUUUUAAAAAGAUAUACUUAUAUUGAUGAAAAUAAGUAACUUUUUUUUUUCAAUUAAUAUAUAUAUAUUUUAAUACUAUAAUUCUUUAUUAUAAUUUAAUUAAUAUAUUUAAUAUAUAUAUAUAUAUAUAUAUAUAUAUAUAUAUAUAUAUAUAUAUAUAUAUAUAUAUAUAUAUUGAUUAGAUUAUUCCCGAAUACUUAACUAGAUUUUAAAUAAUUAUAUUCUAUAAUUAGAGAUUUAAAAUAAUAGUUUAGUUUAAAAAAUAUUACAUUAUGGGAAGCAUUUAAACUUUUAGAUUAAAAUUAAGAUGCUUUUGUUACUAUAAAUGAGUUUACGGAAAAUCUAACGAGCAAACUAAAUAUUUAAUUGAGUUAAAUCGCUAAAAACGGUAUUUUCUCUUAUUUAGAUUAUCUGAAAAUCGGAAUGUUUGAUUUUUAGAGAUGGAAUGCAGUUUUUACAAGGAUAAAUUUGGAAACAUCAAAUGUACUUUUAGAUAAUUUUAAAUUCUAGGAAGAGGCAAUAGAAAAUAUUAUUAAAUGGCUAUAAACUUAAAAUGUUGGAUAUGAAGAAGCAUUUAGAAUAGUAGAUAAGGAUUUUGAUGGUUUUAUAAGUAAAGAAGAUUUGAAAAAAUUUCUAUAAAUAAAUAUAAAUAUAGAAAAUAAAUACUUACAUAGUUAAAAUAUAGAUAGAUUGUAUAAAAUUAUAGAUUAAUAUAAAAAAAAUAGUAUAGACAAGAAUGAUUUUAUGAAUUUUUUAUAAUAGUAAAUAAAUGGAAAUAAGACAUAAAAAAAUUGGCUUAAUAAUUGUAUUUAACAAAUAGUCGUAUAUUUUUCAAAAUAAAAUAUGGAUCUAUAAGAAUAAUUUAAUAUAGUUUCUAAUUAUAAAAAUUAAUUUUUUUAUAAAAGGUUUAUUUAAUGGAUUAAUUCUACUCAGGUUUUAGAAGGAUUUAAUUUAACAAGUAAACUAGAAUAAUAAUUAUUUACUUUUUUCGAUCCUCAUAAAAAAGGAUUUAUAACUUUUAAUGAUUGGAAAAAUGCAACUAAAAAUUAUAUGAAUAAAAACGAUAUAUAUAUUGAAUAAAUAAGACAACAAUUAAUAAAUGGUUUUUCUUCUUUAAAAGAAGGUUUUAAUUUUUUUACCUAAAAUUAACCAAAUUUAUAUUUUGAGAAUUUUUCGAAAGCUAUGGAUAGUUUUUUUCCAGAUAUAAAAUAAUUAAAUAAACUUAAAAGAAGUAUAUGGAAUUUAUUGAAUAGUAAACUUAAAAAAUAUCAUUCAAAUAAUUCUUAAUAUAAUUAUUCGAAUUACGAUAGUACUAUUGAAUAAGAUAAUUCAUGUUUAAAUUUUGAAUAAUUUAAUAGUAUUUUCAGCAUUGAAAAUAGAACUCUUUACCCCAAUAAUAUUAUUACAAAUUAAUAUUAAAUAAUGAAUAAGCUUAAGUAACUUCUAAUUGCAAAUAAAAAGAAUAUUCAUGACUAUUUUAGACUAUAUGAUCCUCAAAAUACUGGAAUUAUUAAUAAUAUUUAAUUAAAAAAUAUUCUUUUGAAAUUGAAUUUAGGGCUUUCCUCUUAAGAAAUAGGAUAAAUUAUUUAAUUUGCAGAUCCUACAUAACAUUAAUAUUGUAAGUAUUUAAAUUUAUUAACUUUAUUGAAAAUUUCUCCUAACGAAAUUGCUAUUAAAGAAAGAUCUUCAUAAAGAAUUAAUUAAUUAAAAUAAGCUUUAUAUGAAUAUAUGAUUUCUCCAAAAGAUGCUUUUAGAGAAUAUGAUACUUAAAAAAAAGGAUAUAUGGAUUUUUAAGACUUUACAAGAUUUAUGUAAUAAAUACAAUAAUUAACUGGUUAAGAAUAAAUUAGUUAUUCAAUUUCGAAAGAUAUGUUCGAUUUUAUAGAUUAAAAGUAAGAUAAUAAAAUUGAUUUAUAAGAAUGGACUUCAGUUUUUAUUAAUAAUGAUAUUCUUUUCGUGUUUGCCAGAAUGAUUUAUAAAUAUUAUAUUGAUUCUUCUGAAUGUUAUCUUAUUGUGAAAUUUUCUAUUAUUUUAAGUUUAGUCGUAAGUAUGAUUUGUUUAUUAAUAAUUCCUAUUGAUAUUUUAGUAACAUAAAACAAAGAAAAUAGCUUUAAAACAUUAGAUUUAGUUGUUAAUUAAAGUUUUAUGCAAAAACUUGCUUUCUAAUGUUAUGGUCUUUUGAUAUUAUGUUCUUUUAUUUUACUUCCUUUUUCUUAUUUUUAUUGCGAAUAAAGGCAAAAAGACUUCGAUUAUGAAUUUUAUUUAGAUACAACCUCUAAUUUUUAGAAGAUAUAUAAAUCUUUAAAAAAUACUAAUUCGCGUCUUAAUGAAUUAGAAGAUAGUUCAAAUGAUAACUUGUAAACUCUUUUUAAGGUUUUAGCGCCAUUUAGAAUACUUCUAGGCAUAUGUUCGUUAACUAUAUCAGUACUAAUUUUUUAUUCUCUUGCUUUAUCAACUUAUGAUAGAAUAAAAGGUUCUUAAUGUGGAUUAAGUUGUGGAUAUAUAUAUGAUUCUAAAAAUACAUUUAAUCCUUUAGAUUAAUUAUUGGUAUAUAUGAGCAAUUAUUAUCCCAUGGAUUAUUUAAUUUUCUUUAUAAUUGCAGGUAAUAUGUAUAUUUCAUUAUUAUAUGGUUUAAUAAAAUUUGGAAUCAAAUAUUUUGAAAUAAGAAAAUAUAGCAGCUAACCAUAAGCUUUGAUUAUUUUUUCAUUUUUUGCGACUAUCUGUAUUAUGGUAAUGACAUCUUAGAUUAUGUAUAUGUCUCCUUAAUAUACAACUUUUGGAGCAUAAAAAAAUUUAGCAGGUGAAUAAUGUAUGUUAAGAAAUGUUAGUUUUUAAUCCAAAUAUAUUUGCAUUAUGUCAAACAUAUCUAUAUUUUAUAAUAAAAUGAGCUUAAGUUUACCAUUCUUCGCUAUGACUUUCUUCUUUAGUAAUGUUGCGUUUUUAGGACUUAAAUUAUUAUUUUUUAUAUUUGGGUUAUUUAAAGAUAGAAAAUCUUAAAUUGAAGAUGAUGAUUAUUAUAUUGAUGAAGAAUCUACUUAAUUAAUUAGUAUUUGAAUUAGUAAAAUAUAUUAUUAU